Molecule: messenger RNA, 502 nt
Organism: Trichogramma pretiosum
Lineage: Eukaryota; Metazoa; Arthropoda; Insecta; Hymenoptera; Trichogrammatidae
Exons: 3
Coding region: 25-357 (110 amino acids)
Source: RefSeq, a predicted model, not a curated record
GAGAGCUCACGAAAAGCAAAAAUCAUGGAUUUCCGUCGCUUAGUGGUCAUUUUGGCAAUUACCUUCGCGGUAAUUUACUCGGUUAAUUGCGGUGCAUUUAGCGACGAAAUUGAGGAUAAUUCGCUGUCGAGGCUAGACGACGAGGGCAACUCUGUCUCCAUCGAAACAUACGAUUUCUGGAGCAAACUCCGUGACAAGGCCUUGAAAAUCCUGAAAAAGCACUUCAGAACCAGCGAAAAGUGCCUGAAGGAGGCGGCCAAGCAGUGCGCCAAAAAGUGGUACAAUCCGAAAAAGCUCAUCAAAUGUGCCAAUGACUUAUUCACCGGGAAGUUAACCGAAUGUCUCAUCGAAGGAUAAUGACGAUAAAUCUGUACACUGAAUCGAUAUUUUAGUAAAAUUAAAUAAAUGAGUUAUGAUCAUAUCACGAGUUAAUUAAUCAUUGUAAAGCUCGUUCGAGCAAUGAGUAUGAUAUAGAUAAAGCAAGCUCUGCGAUAACACUUUG